This is a messenger RNA of Solanum dulcamara, 2812 nucleotides long. Its product is annotated as probable disease resistance protein RF9. The transcript has 2 exons. Lineage: Eukaryota; Viridiplantae; Streptophyta; Magnoliopsida; Solanales; Solanaceae. Gene Ontology annotation, biological process: defense response to other organism. The coding region runs from base 68 to 2689 and encodes 873 amino acids. The record is from RefSeq and is a predicted model, not a curated record. Gene Ontology annotation, molecular function: ADP binding.
UAUCUUUGUUGAUACAACAACGGGGAAAGAGUAACUAACUAAAAGUGCAGAGGAUUAGUAGGUGCAAAUGGAGAUAUUAGCUGCAACAAAGAAGCUUAAACAUUUGGCUUUGGCUGAAGAAACAGAACUGAUUGGAUCUGGAGCAUACGACGAAAUCAUCAACACAGUUGAGUCUAUGAUGAAUUUGCAAAUAACAGAUACGGAGCGAGUGAAGGAAAUUGAAGAGCUAGUCUAUAGCAUUGAGCAUGUGAUCCAAACUUAUGGCGUUUCCAAGAGACAUCGCGCUGCUUCCCAGAAACAGGCCAAGUCUGAGAUCACUACUUUGUGUACAAAGAUCAAACAAUUUGCUUCACCUCAUCAUGUCGUGCACAUGCACUACAACAUCAACCAACAAUUGAUCACGCAAAACAACAACUUUGUGUACAAGCAUGAAGACGGUGUACCUGUUGGAUUGGAUGAAGAAAAAGACCUGAUUAUACAGGUUUUGUUAGCUGAUGGUUCAAAAGUACUCGACUUCCUAGCAAUUUCCAUAUGGGGACAUAGUGGCACUGGAAAGAUGAUUCUUGCUAAUGAAAUAUACAAGGACACUCGAAUUGUUGAUGAGUUCAGACAUCAUCGGGUCAAGAUUCGUGUAUCUGAUAACAUCAAUCCCCAUGAUGCACUUCUACAUGUUCUUAAAUCAUUUGAAGAUCAUGUAGAUGAUAGGUAUGCUGCAAUGCCCACAAUAAAUUUGGAAAAAUGUGUCAGCCAACAUCUCCAAGAGUCGAGGACGUUGAUUGUUCUAGAAGACGUACGAUCAAUUGAUGAUUGGCGGAUGUUGCCUUCUGUCCUGAGAGCUAAAGAUUGCAGAAUACUGUUUACGACUCGAGCAAGAGAAGUAGCAGAAAGUAUAACUCACACAGUGUAUAUUCAUCAAAAGAGGCCUUUAAAUGUAGUAAACAGCUGGACGUUGCUUAAGAAUAUAGUUUGGCCUGAAAUGGAUCCAGGAGCUGAAAUCGAACCAGCAAAGGAGAGAAUGGGUACGCAAAUGGUAAAACUGUGUGAAGGUAUACCGGGGGCGAUUGUUGCACUUGCGAAACAGUUAAAAGGAAAGAAUCCAAGUGAGUGGGAGACGGUGCAGAAAAAUGCCCGACGAUAUCUUUCCCAAGUUAUGGCUCCAAGUUAUGGCGAGUUGUUGGACGAUCAAAAACUAUAUUUUCUUUACUUGGGGCAUUUUAGAGAAGAUCCACAGAUAGAACCAGAGAAGUUGUCUCAUUUAUGGGAACUUGAAGGUUUGAUAUCAUCGCAGAGUUAUGGAAGUGAGAUGACAACUUUUGACAUAACACAAGAACGGUUGAUGGUUCUAGAUCAGAAGCGAAUGAUAGACGUGAGACAGAUAAUAGAGGUGAUCAAGUCUUGCAGCCUUGUAGGAUUAAUGGGAGAUAUGUGCCUGUCAAAAGCGGAAGAGACAGGUUUUCUCAAGGUCUUGGAUUUACAAAUGAGUACUGGAGAUCAUAAUCAACCUUCCUUUUCUUAUAGCAAGACACGUAGGCUCGUGAUUUAUCUAGGGAAGUAUGAUGCUCGAGUUACACCGGAGUUAGCUCCAAACCUUUGGAGUCUUCGAAUCAUCAGAGUACAUAAUCAUCAACAACUAGAGGAGUUUGUAUGGCCAUCCAUAAUAAUGUCAAAUAUCAAGAAAUUCAAGGGGUUAAGGAUUCUUGAUUUUGGGAGGGUAGACUUUCCAAAAGGGAAACUCCCCGGAGGCAUUUUUGAUCUACCAUUCUUGAGGUAUCUGAGUUUCGAAGGAUGCUUCCUGACGGAGUUACCCUCGUCUAUCAGCAACUUGUCAUACUUGCAAGUCCUUGAUUUGAGAAUCAAAGAUACUUGCAACAUUAUCUUACCAGACGUGUUGCAGAAAAUGGGAAGGUUGCAACAUUUGUAUCUUCCACGAGCAUUCCAAUCUCAAAAUAAGAAAAAACUCCGACUUGAUGGAUUGGCAAAGCUUCAGACACUGAAGAACUUCAACUCCAAGUUGUGUGAAAUACACGAUCUCUUCAAAUUGAAAAAACUCCAGAACAUAGAUGCAAAGGUUGAAGGGAGUCUUGAGGAUCUCAAGUCAAUAACUGACCUUAUGAAAAAUACUGAUCAUGACCAAAUGUGGCUUCGUUCCUCCAUCGAAGUUAAAAACUUCGAUUGUUAUACAGAAACAAAGCAUAUUGUCUUUCGUGAGUUAUUAAAAUCCGGGGUUCCACCAAUACUGUCUUUUCAGGGUCAUAUUGGCCAACUACCACCACACGAUGAUAUCUCUCAAAGUUUCACGGAGAUUGUCCUUCAUAGCACUCAACUCGUGAUAGAUCCAAUGACAACACUAGAGAAGCUUGUCAAGCUAAGGCUUCUAGUGCUCGACGAUGAUGCUUUCCAAGGGGAAAAGAUGGUAUGUUCUGCUGCGGGUUUUCCAGAGCUCAAACACUUGCAACUCUCAAGAUUAUUCAACUUCAAGGAAUGGAAGGUGGAAAUGUUAGCCAUGCCAAGGCUUUCUCAUCUCAAAAUUGAACACUGCAAUAAACUGGAAACGCUCCCAGAUAAUUCAGAAUUUCUCGACUCUCUUCACGAAUUCAAGAUGAUAAAGAUGCCUAAACCAUUUACUCAAAAGGUUUCUCAGAGAUACGAAAACGUCAAGUCUACGCCUUCUCUCAUAAUACUUGAUUGAUUAUCAACUUAAAAUUUAAUCUUUUCAAAUGUCUUGUGCUUGAUGUACAAAUGAACAUCUCUUGUACAUAAAAUUAGAAACAAGUUUCUUCUUGUACCCAACUCACUUCUUCUUGUAGGUUUA